Penicillium paradoxum is the source of this 855-nucleotide messenger RNA. It is a transcript of the gene coq4, whose product is annotated as ubiquinone biosynthesis protein COQ4. Gene Ontology annotation, cellular component: mitochondrial inner membrane; mitochondrion. Gene Ontology annotation, biological process: ubiquinone biosynthetic process. The record is from RefSeq and is a predicted model, not a curated record. The coding region runs from base 1 to 855 and encodes 284 amino acids. The transcript has 2 exons. Lineage: Eukaryota; Fungi; Ascomycota; Eurotiomycetes; Eurotiales; Aspergillaceae.
AUGUCUAUUCUUGGAAGGCGUGGAGCCAUUGAGCUUCGAGCUUUGGCUACCAGCCCAGUUCUAUCUGCAAGCAGCCUGCGGGCCUUUUCCGUUCUGAACCGUCCACCACCAAAUUACCCCGGCCAUGUCCCAUUGACUACCAUCGAACGCGGAGCUCUCGCCGUGGGUUCAGCAAUUGGAUCUCUUAUUAAUCCUCGAAGAGCGGAUCUUAUUGCGGCAUUGGGCGAAGCCACCGCAACACCAUUUUUCAUAUACCGACUACGCAAUGCCAUGCUCGCAGAUCCAACAGGGCGUCGCAUUCUCCGCGAUCGUCCCCGCAUCACCUCCGAAACCCUCAAAAUGACUUAUCUCCGCACGCUCCCCGAGAACUCUGUCGGCCGAACAUACGCCAAAUGGCUAGACCGCGAGGGCGUAUCCCCAGACACUAGAGACAAUGUCCAGUACAUUGACAAUGAAGAGUGCGCAUAUGUCAUGCAGCGAUACCGCGAGUGCCAUGACUUCUACCACGCCGUGACUGGCCUACCGAUCUUCGUGGAGGGCGAGUUGGCUCUCAAGGCGCUGGAAUUCCUGAACACACUUCUGCCCAUGACUGGGCUGAGUCUGUUCGCCUUUGUGCGAAUGAAGCCUGCUGAGAAAGAGCGCUUCCUCAAGUUACAUCUCCCGUGGGCUAUUCGCAGCGGGCUGAGGAGUAAGGAGCUUAUCAAUGUCUAUUGGGAGGAGGUGUUGGAGAAGGACGUGGAUGAGCUUAGAGCUGAGCUGCACAUCGAACGUCCCCCGGAUCUGAGAGAGAUUCGGAAGAUGAUUCGGCGACAACAGAAGGAGGAGAAAGAGCGACAGCAGCAGGCUUCGAGCUGA